Panonychus citri (citrus red mite) is the source of this 6644-nucleotide messenger RNA. RefSeq names its product fatty acid synthase-like. Gene Ontology annotation, molecular function: fatty acid synthase activity; oxidoreductase activity; 3-oxoacyl-[acyl-carrier-protein] synthase activity. Gene Ontology annotation, biological process: fatty acid biosynthetic process. The record is from RefSeq and is a predicted model, not a curated record. Lineage: Eukaryota; Metazoa; Arthropoda; Arachnida; Trombidiformes; Tetranychidae.
UGUAUCAUAACGGAUUAAGUGUAUUUCCUGAUUUACUUGUUAAUCAUUAACGAUAUCAGAUCGAUUUUGUAUUUUUGUUUUCGCUCACGAACUUUGGACAAACCUUUUCGUGCGAACUGUCCACUUUAUCUCUAGUCCAUUCGUAGUAUUCAAAUUACAACUGUCAACAACAUCGUCAUCAUCAUCGACUACUGAAUGUAUUAUGUUACAAUGAUUUCCAUUAAUUUGUUUGUCUAAAUCGCGAGUUACUUUUACUGAUUAAUUUUGUGCAAUUGAAACAAUUUUGGUGUCGAAAAAUUAAAAACGAAAUGAAAUCAAUUGAUAAUGACAAGUUAAUUGUGAUCAGUGGAAUCAGCGGAAGAUUUUCAGGAGCUUCUGAUAUUCAUCAAUUAUGGGAUAAAUUAUGUAAAGGAGAAAAACUUUACGGAAGUGACAAGACACCUUAUCCAAAAGUUUUACAGAAUACUCCAAAAUCUCGUGGAUCAAUCAAUGAAUCGGCUAAAUUUGACAACGACUUUUUCGGCCUAACCAAGGAAGAGGCUAAUCUAUUAGAUGGUCAAGUUCGACUUCUCUAUGAAGUUACAUAUGAAGCUUUUUUCGAUGCUGCAAUUUUACCAAGUGAAUGGUCUUCAAGUAAGACUGGAGUUUUCAUCGGAAGUUUUAUCGAUGAUACUGAUUUAACACCUCGAUCAAGUCCCGUUCAUCAAGCGAUUCCAACUCGAUUAUCUUAUCAUUUUAAUCUUAAAGGUCCAUCUAUACGUGUUGACACUGCAUGUGCAUCUAGUUUAACAGCAUUACAAUUAGCUAAACUUUCAAUAGAAUCAGGUGAAUGUGAUCAAGCAAUUGUCGCCGGACUGUGUCUUCAUCAACGAUCAUUUAUUAAUGCUUCGUUCUGUGAUUUCGGCAUUUUAUCAAAACGAGGAUUAUCAUCACCUUUAGAUAGUGAUGCCGAUGGUUAUGUUAGAAGUGAAGCAAUUAUUUCGAUGAUUGUACAACGUAAAUCGGCCGCAAAACGAAUUUAUGCUCAAAUUAUUGGAAUUAAAUCAAAUACCGAUGGAUAUAAGAAAGAAGGAGUAACAUUUCCUAAUCGAUAUGCUCAAAAAGAGGCCAUGAUUGGCGCUCUAGAAGAUGGAAAAGUCAGUCCAAUGGAUAUUAACUAUAUCGAAGCUCAUUUGACUGGAACUCAGGCUGGAGAUAAACGAGUGUCUAUCCAUUUUGAUGCUUAUCGUUCCGAAAGUCAAAAGCCGAUUCAUGUCGGAGCUUUAAAGUCAAAUUUAGGUCAUACCGAAGCUGCAGCGGGCUUAGCGUCACUCACAAAAGCAGCACUGAUACUCCAGAAUGAACUGAUUCCACCGAUGAUCCCGCCUCGAAAAAAUAACCCUGAAAUUGAGCCUCUUGUGAAUGGACAAAUUGUCCCGGUGAUUGAGCGAAAGUGUUUCCGUGAUAACUUGAUCGCUGUGAAUGCAUUUGGUUUCGGUGGGGCAAAUGUUCAUAUUAUUUUGAAGGGUAACGAAAAGACUGAAUGUUCUUGGUCUUGUUCAGAAAGAUUAGUUCUAUUCACCAACAGAACUAAGUCAGGCAUCGAAAAGUCAUUUAAACUGCUCGAAACUAACGAAGAAUGUCAAACGGUCGAGUUUCUUUCCUUAUUAGAUCAUCUUUCAAGUUCGAAACCUGAAUCGGGAAUGAUUUACCGUGCCUAUGGAAUAAUCAGUGGAAACAAAUCGAUCACAACGAAAGAGAUCAAACAAAUAUCUUCCACUCGACAAUUGGGCUUACUAAUUUUGAGUCCACUCACUGAAUCACCCGAUGGAUUGUCAUCUAUACCUGAAUUCUGUGACCUUCUCAACUGUGCGAAGGAUUUGAACAAAUUUUCUUCGACUGUUUCGAUUAUCGAGUUUUUCUAUUCAUUGAACUUGGAAAUUGAUAUUAUUUUAGGCUUCGACACAUUAAUCACUCAAUUCGCUGCUAAAAUUAAAUCUUUCAAAGAGAUGGUUACUGAUUACAAGUCGACAAAUCAAAAGAUCUCAGGUAACCCAAUUGAUGUUUUUUCGCAAUUGAAAAAUUACCUAAAAUCUGCAAGAAAAUCGACUGGCGAAAAUGGAACAAUUUGGUCGUCGAAAGAGUUUGAAGGUCGAUCAGGUCAAACUCUUGGAGAGAUUGAUUUUCUAAUCAUUGAUGGUGAUAUUCGGCUAAUUAGUGGAGACCAGAUUAGCAACGUUUACCAAAAAAGUUCUAAGGUCAAAUCGAUCUGGCAGAUUCUUGGUGAACUUUAUUUACUUGGUCAGAAUAUAAAUCUCAGUAAAAUUCACCCAAAGAUCAACUAUCCAGUCCACAGAAAUGUCCAUCAAUUAUUUAAUUUUAGACUUUGGGAUGUUAAAUUUAUUGAAGCUUGUUCCAUGAACGAGGAAGUGGACAUAAUUAUCAUACAUGAUCCAGUUACAUUUAAAUUUGUAAUCAAAUCAAUUGAUAGUGUAUUUGUUACUGGAUCAGCUUCAAUUGCCAUAUCAAAUCAACAUGAUUCUGGUGGGAUUGAGUUUAAUUUGAGAACUGAUUCAGUUCAGGAUGACGAUGAACUUAAACAAUCUGAUAUUUAUCAAUUUGUCAGACUGAGAGGUUAUCAUUUUGAGAGGAAGUAUAAAAAUUUAUCCCGUUGUAAGGCCACAAGGAGCAUUGGUUAUGUUAAAUACUCGGGUGAUUGGAUCGCUUUUUUGGACAGUUUACUUCAGAUCGAUCAAUUUUGGGAGACCAAAUCGAGGUUACUUAAGGUACCGACAUCGGUGAAAAAUUUUCUCUUCGAUAGUGAUCGUUUCAAUCAAUCGCUCGAAGCUUUCAAAGAUUCAGAUGGAUCUCAACUAUUGAUGGUCUCAUCUUCAACUCAUGGUUAUGUUAAUACUUAUGGAUUUAAUCUCGAUGAAUACGAAAAAAUCAGAAAUCGUAAAAUUGGUUACAUCAAUCAUCUUCCAAAAUUACAGAGAAUUAAAAUAAGUGAACAUUGUGAAACUCAGCGAAAGUUCAGUGAAUUCAUUGACCUUGGAAAACAAUUUAGCUCAACGACGAUUAAAGAUCUUGAUUUAAUUGUUUACAUCGAUGAUUCAUCGAGAAUUUUCCCCUCAAAUGAAAGUGAAAGUAUCGAAAUCGGUUUAAAGAAAUUCGAUAAUCUCGAUCAACAUUUUGUUCUAAUCCAAUACAGAACUGAACUUAGUGUUACGGAAAAGGAAAUACUCAAUCAAUUACCUUUCGACAGUAUUGACGAAAAAUUAAAGUUUAAUGAGCGGAAAAACUUUGACAUCGAGCACCUUGGAUACGUUAAAGUGGCCCAAUCGUUUGUUGAUCAAAGUUGCAUCAAGUUUGACUUAUUUCGUAAAAGAUUUGACGAGAAAAGUUCAAAAAUAAGUCGAGUGAGAAUAGAAAAUGAUAACUACGAUUGGAUUGAUGAGGUGAAGAAAAAUUUAGAUUCUCAAGUCGAUCGAGUUUGGUUAAUCGCCCAAGGCACUAACAGUGGAAUCAUUGGACUUUUCAAUUGUCUUUUCUUGGAACCAAAGGGAAGAAAGUUACGAUGUUUGUUUCGAAACACUGACGAAAAGGAAACGACCAUCGAUCCCAUGGAAUUGAACGAAAUUAUCGAGAAAGAUUUGACCAUAAAUAUCUACAGAAAUGGAUCGUGGGGCUAUAUGAGCUUGGAAGAUAUUGAUACGGAAAAAGAGAAUAAAGUUAUCAGCGAUCAUUAUUAUUACACCUUCGAGAAAGCGGGAAUGCUGGAGACUUUGAACUGGACAGAAAAUUAUUCCAAGACAAUUUGUUCGAAGGAUAAGUUGAUCAAAGUGGCUUUUGCUGCGAUCAAUUUUCGUGAUACUUUGAUCGCUAGUGGAGUUGUUCCAGUUGAAGCUUAUCCUAAGGAAAAUUGUUUCGAUUUGGGUCUUGAAUUUUCGGGAACAACUUCCGAUGGACAAAGAGUCAUGGGAGUUGUUCUGAGUAAAGGAUUCGCAAGUUAUAUUCCGAUUGAUUCGGUUUCAUUUAUGUUCCUAGUUCCUGAUAAUUGGUCUCUCAAAGAUUCAGCGACGAUUCCUGUUUGUUAUAUGACAGCUUAUUAUGCACUCAUUGUGAGAGGAGGCUUGAAACCCGGUGAAACUGUUCUGAUCCAUUCGGGAAGCGGAGGUGUUGGACUUGCGGCCAUCUCAAUCGCUCUCAAUUUAGGAUGUAAAGUAUUCACGACUGUGAGUAAUCAAGAGAAACGAUUGGCUGUAAUUUCAAUGUUCCCUCAAUUGGAUGAGAAUACAUCGUUCGCAGAUUCAAGAUCAGUUUCUUUCGAAGAUCAUAUUCUUACACAAACGGAAGGUCGUGGUGUUGAUAUUGUCCUUAACUCAUUGACUGACGAUAAAUUGAUCGCUGGAAUUAGAUGUUUAUCUCCGGGAGGGAGAUUUAUCGAUCUGAGUAAAAGGGAUUUUAUCCAAGAUAAUCCAUUAGAAACUUAUCAUCUUGAGGAUAACAAAACAUUUGAAACUGUUUGUCUGGUAUAUUUGUUGACAAGUAUUGAAGAAAAUUCUAGAUCAAAAUCAGCGCUGAAAAUGAUCGAGAAACUUUUCGAAACGGGUUUCGAAACUGGUCAAAUUGUUCCCUUACCUAGUCGAGUUUACGAUAAACAGUCCGUUGAACAGGCUUUCCGAAUCAUGAGAAAAGGUCAACAUAUUGGUAAACUGUUGAUUCAAAUGAACGAAACUGAUGAAAGUGGAAAUAUCCAAAUUGAAUCUUUACUUACAAAUCGUAGGACUUAUUUCUGUCCCAAUAAAAGUUAUCUAAUUGUUGGUGGACUUGGAGGAAUGGGACUUGAGCUGAUCCGAUGGAUGGUUAUUCGAGGAGCGAGGAAAAUUGUUAUAUCAUCUCGAUCGGGCCUAAAAACGGGUUAUCAACGUUUCUGUUUGAAAAAUGCUCGAGAUUUAACCAAUAAUCAGGCGACAAUUGUCAUCGUGCGAUUUGAUUUGACAAAUUUUCGAGGAGCGGCUCGAGCAAUCAGAGAGACAACUCGAUUAGGUCCAAUUGGAGGAAUUUUCAAUUUAGCCGCUGUUCUUAAAGAUGGCCUAUUCGAAAAUCAGACGAAAGAAAUGUUCCAAACUGUUUGCGAUCCAAAGAUUAGAAUAACGAACAAUCUUGACAAAAUUUCUCGAAGCGAAUGUCCCGAAUUAGAAUAUUUUAUCUGCUUCUCAUCGAUUGCGGUACAAGGGAAUUUAGGUCAAACCAAUUACGCCUACGCUAAUCACUAUAUUGAGACAAUUUGUGAAUCCCGGCGACAAGAUGGAUUACCGGGCUUAGCAAUUGAAUGGGGACCGAUUGCCGAUGUUGGUUUAGCCGCUCGAACCUUUGGCGAUAAACAAGCGAUCAGUAGUUAUCUUAAUCAAAGUAUCGACUCUUUUUUGAAAACUUUGGACAUUUUCUUAGGACUCGAUUAUUCAGUUUGCUAUUCGGCAAUUCCAUCAGUUCAGAAAACUUUAAAAGCGAGUGAUGCUUUCACCAAAGUCGCUCGAAUCAUGGGACUGAAAGAUAUUGGAUCAGUCGAUCAUAAUAAAACAUUAAGAGAAUUAGGAAUUGAUUCAGUUCAAUCAAUCGAGGUUCAAAUAUUUCUUUCCCAAGAAUUUAAUCAAACAGUUAAACAAUUUACAAUCGCUGAAUUAACACUCAAUGAUCUGAAAACGAUGGACCAAACGGGCUCAUCGAUCAACGAAGAGUCCAAACAAGUAAUCAAGGAGAAAUUAUUAGUUCCAUUAAAUUCUGGUGAAGAGAAUGCAAUCUUUUUCUUUCCUCCGGCGAUCGCCGACUUUUUAUCAAUGAUGCCAUUGGCCGAAGGUCUCGAUUGUCAAGUAAUUGGAAUCAACUAUACAGAUGAAGCUCUGGCCAUCGAAAAGUUUGACCAAUUAACAGAAUUAUAUUAUCAAGAAAUGAUGAAAUCGUUUUCCAAUCUAUCGGAAUAUCUGUUUGUUGCCUAUUCGUUUGGUGUACCGAUCGCCUUUGACCUUGCGAGAAAGAUACAAACUCGACUAGGUCCAAAUCGUAUUAAGCAUAUGAUCUUUAUUGAUACAUCGCCGGUAGGUCAACAACAAAGUUAUAAAUUCUUUCGUCGAUUAAGAGAAUCGGGUAACUUUAAUUGGGAAACUCUGAAAGAUCCUCGAUUAUCUAUGGAUAGAAAACGAAAUAUGCAAAACGAUCGUCUAAAAAUAAUCAGUGUUCUCGAAGGAAUCACCGGAGAUUCUGGUGAAAAAAACACUGAAAUUUUCUUCGGCUUUUGGGAUAAAAUGGCUUCGAUAAUUGAUCUUACAUUUGACCAUAAAUUCAUCGGUAAAGUGAUACAUUUCCAAGCGAACGAUCAACCAUCAGCACUAUUAGAUAAGCUCAAUCAUGACAUGGAUUCGGCCGUUGAUGGAUCAGUUGAUACUCGUUUUAUUAAAUCAAAUCAUUUCGAGAUAAUUAACCAUGGAAAAGAUGAAAUUCUCGCUGGUAUCAAGGAAUUUUUACCAAAAAAUAAUUAGAAUCAAUUGGAAUUGUCAAGUAAAAUUGUUCGUCGAUAAAAAGACAAAACUUUUCUCCAAUUUCAAUGGAAAUUCAAUUUUCUUAUCGAAUCAUAAUAAACAAACAAACUUUUCUUAUUCGUUAAA